AUGGUGAGAGUCUGUCAAGGAAAGGCAACGACAGCAUUUGUAAUGAAACCCAGUGGCGGUGAAGACAAAAACCGUGACCUCUUUGUAGUGGAGGAACUCUUCCACAUCACGCGCGGGAAUCUACAAGCUGGCAGGGAUGGCCUCGUAAGAGUCCGAUUCAAUGAUCCCUCUGUCGCCCAUACUGAGGAUGACCUUCUUCCAGCGGUCAAAAAAGGAGCUGAAUGCGCGGUGAAUGUUUUGAGAAAACACAUGCCUUCCCUGAAUGUUGUAGCUCGAGUUGAUUUUGCAUUGGCCGAUGACUACAUGGGCUGCCUUCUGAACGAAGUGCAAGGCCUCUCCGAAUCAACUUUUUUUAUGCAGAUGAGCGCGUAUCCACUCAAGAACAGCCUAGCGAGAGCUUUGGAGGCAUGGGUGCUUGCAACGGUGAAGGGUAACACCAAGUAUACUGCUUGA
Messenger RNA from Spizellomyces punctatus DAOM BR117, 453 nucleotides. RefSeq lists its product as uncharacterized. The transcript has a single exon. The record is from RefSeq and is a predicted model, not a curated record. The coding region runs from base 1 to 453 and encodes 150 amino acids. NCBI's taxonomy places the organism in Eukaryota, Fungi, Chytridiomycota, Chytridiomycetes, Spizellomycetales, Spizellomycetaceae.